AUGGUUUCUCUCAACCUCGCCCUCUCCCUUCUCCUCGCCACUGGAACCCAAGCCUUUGUUCCAGCUGCCAACAAGCCUUUCAACAGUGCCCUGAACGCUGUUUCCAAAAAGGACACGUAUUCUGUCACCUUGCUUCCAGGAGAUGGUAUCGGUCCUGAGAUUACCGCCGCCACCAAGGUUGCCUUGGAGGCUUUGACUACCAAGUGCGGCUUUACAAUCGAAUUGAAGGAAGCCUUGAUCGGUGGAGCCGCCAUUGACGAAAAGAAUGAUCCCUUCCCCCAAGAAUCCUUGGACCAAUGUUUGGGAUCCGACUCUGUCUUGUUGGCCUGCAUUGGAGGAUACAAAUGGGAUAACAAUCCACGUGAACUCCGACCGGAAUCUGGUUUGUUGAAGAUGCGCAAGGAAAUGGGACUAUUUGCAAACUUGCGACCGGCCAAGGUCUUGCCUCAAUUGAUUGACGCCUCUACCCUUAAGCGUGAGGUUGUCGAAGGCGUCGAUGUCAUGGUCGUUCGUGAAUUGACUGGAGAUGUUUACUUUGGAACUCCCAAGGGAAUCGAUGUAAUUGAUGGCCAACGUGUCGGAUACAACAACAUGAUCUACUCGGAAAGCGAAAUUGACCGUAUUGCCCGCGUCGCCGGUGAUGUUGCUUCAAAGCGUGGUGGAAAAUUGUGCAGUGUCGACAAGGCCAAUGUCUUGGAUGUCAGUCAAUUGUGGCGUGACGUCGUCACCCAAGUGAUCACUGACGAUUUCAAGGAUGUCGAAUUGAGUCAUAUGUAUGUGGAUAACGCUGCCAUGCAACUCAUCCGAUGGCCCAAGCAAUUCGAUACCAUUGUCUGCGGUAAUAUUUUUGGAGAUAUUUUGAGUGACGAAGCCAGUAUGUUGGUGGGAUCUUUGGGUAUGUUGCCUUCAGCAUCCAUUGGAGAAUCUGGACCAGGUGUCUUUGAGCCAUGUCACGGAUCGGCCCCCGAUAUUGCUGGAGAAGAUAAAGCCAACCCAUUGGCUAUGAUUUUGAGUGCUGCCAUGAUGCUUAAAUAUGAUUUGGAUCGUCCUGCCGAGGCCCAGAUGUUGGAAGAUGCUGUUGAAGCCGUCUUAGACCAAGGCAUCCGAACCCCAGAUAUCAAGCAAGAAGGUGAUGGAUGCAAGCUUGUUGGAUGCAAGGAAAUGGGACAAGCUGUAGCAGACGUUGUUGCCAGUAUGGCCUUGAACUAA
This is a messenger RNA of Cylindrotheca closterium, 1209 nucleotides long. The record is from the annotation of a GenBank genome assembly. Lineage: Eukaryota; Bacillariophyta; Bacillariophyceae; Bacillariales; Bacillariaceae.